Molecule: messenger RNA, 975 nt
Organism: Cladophialophora yegresii CBS 114405
Lineage: Eukaryota; Fungi; Ascomycota; Eurotiomycetes; Chaetothyriales; Herpotrichiellaceae
Exons: 1
Coding region: 1-975 (324 amino acids)
Source: RefSeq, a predicted model, not a curated record
AUGAGCUCGUCUUCAGGGACCACUUCCAUCAACACGCCCAGCCAUGGAACGGUAACGCUGCUCAUCCUCGGCGCCGGCUGGACAUAUCAAUUCCUCCAACCACUUCUGGACAGGGAAUCACGCAUUACAUACGCGGCAACCACGUCAACGGGCCAUGACAAUACCAUUGAAUUCAGAUUCGACCCAGAGUCCGAUGAUCUUGAGCCAUUCCAGAGGCUACCAUUGGCCGAGUAUGUGCUGGUUACGUUUCCGCUGAAAGGUAAAGGACCCAGCAAGAAGUUAGUAGACAUGUACGAGGCCACGCAUGCGCGAUCAUUGAGCCACGACGGAGACCGCGGUGCUAAGACAACGAGCGAGACGAAAUGGAUCCAACUAGGCAGCACGGGCGUCUACACCGCCGUCGACUGGGUGGAUUGCAACACGCCAAUUGACGGUUCGAACGAACGAGGGAUCGCGGAGGACGAACUCAUCGCGCUGAGCGGCUGCGUGUUGAACCUUGCGGGUCUCUAUGGCGCGCAGAGGCAACCUUCGAAUUGGAUCCCUCGAGUGGCGAAGACGCAAGAGCAGCUCAGCGAGAAAGGGGCACUACAUCUGAUCCAUGGCAUCGAUGUUGCCAGGGCAGUCGUCGCGGUGGUGAAGGAGGAUCAGCAAAGUAUCAGUGUGUCGGAGCCGGAUGUGCCGCCACUCUUUGGCAGAAGAUGGAUUCUGACCGAUUGCGUCAGCUACGACUGGUGGCAGAUCGUGUGGGACUUCAACGGCGAGUCUGAUGAAGCGGCCUCCUCAGAAGGGGGUGAUGCUGAAAAGGCGACAGAGGCGGACACGAAGAGCAAGUAUCGCGGCUGGGUCAUGGAGUUGAUGGACAAGAAAGGCGUGCGAGCUUUGCCGAGACCGCCCGAGAUGCUGGGCAGGAAGCUGGACGGGAGGGAGUUCUGGUCCAGACUUCAGCUGAGACCGGAAAGGGCGUUGAAGAGGUGA